UCAUCAGAUAACUGAAAAAUCCUCGUUGCCAGGUGUGUUCGGUGGCGAGAAGGUAUCGUGUGGGAGAAAGGUUAUAUGCGGUUAUAUUUGUAAAUAAAUCUCAUAUGGGCGUGAUUGGGGCUCGUGAGCCACGAUCGUAGCAGGGGAGAUCCAUCGGUACUGCGUGUGUUUCUGAUUCUGUGAUCCAUUUUUACGUGCGCACGAAACGAGCUACACAGAAGCGCUCUGUUUCGGAACGUCGGGAAGCGGUUCGGACCAAGAAGCAGUCGGGAUGACUUUCCGUGAAAUGAUGCGGACGACGACUUUUGGGCUGGCCAAAAGAUUCCUGAGGAGCCAGACCAAGUUACACGUCCAUUCUAUGAGAGCCAUGUCAUCUGAGACCGGCGAUGUGAUAGUGGAGAAGGUCGGCAACAAAGGCGUCAUCAUCCUGGACAGACCCAAGGCCCUGAACGCCCUUUCUCUUGACAUGAUUCGGCAGAUCUACCCAACCCUCAAGAAAUGGGACACGGACCCAGACAUGAAGAUGGUGAUCAUCAAGGCCAAGAAGGACUCCAAGGCAUUCUGCUCCGGAGGGGACGUCAAGGCCAUCGCCGAGACCAAGGGCCAGGACACCAACCUGCGGGACGCCUUCUUCCGCGAGGAGUACCGCCUCAACAACCUCAUCGCCAGCCUGACGAUUCCGUACGUUGCUCUUUUGGAUGGUGUUACAAUGGGAGGGGGGGUGGGUCUUUCCGUCCACGGCACUUUCCGGGUGGCGACCGAGCGGACCGUCUUUGCCAUGCCGGAGACUGCCAUUGGUUUCUUCCCGGACGUCGGGGGCAGCUACGUGCUUCCGAGGCUACCGGGGAAGUUGGGCCUCUUCCUGGGACUGACGGGGUACCGCCUGGUCGGCUGGGACGUCCUCAAGGGUCGCAUUGCCACGCACUUCUCCUCCUCCCAGAGGCUCGAGAAUCUGGAGGGUGACCUGAUGCGCCUAGCGAGUCCCAACAUCUCGGACAUUGACAAGAUCCUGCUGAAGCACCAGGAUCAGUGCGAAGCCGACUUCCGCAAGGAGUUUGGCCUCAAGAAGUUCAUGGGUCGGAUCAACUCGGCCUUCAACGCCCCCAGCGUCGAAGCAAUCAUAGAAAAUCUCAGCAAAGACACCUCUGAAUGGGGACAGGAACAAGCGAAGGUCCUCCAGAAGAUGUCUCCCCUGUCAAUGAAGGUGACCUUCCGGGAGCUCCAGGAGGGUUCCACGCUCACACUUCAGGACGCCCUGAAGAUGGAGUUCCGCCUGUCGCAGCGUUUCAUGCAGGACUCGGACUUCUUCGAGGGCGUCGGAGCAGUGCUCAUCGAACGCUCGGGCGAGCCCAAGUGGAACCCGGCAACGCUCGCGGAGGUCACGGAAGAAAAGGUGGACUCGUACUUCGAGCCGCUGCCUGCCGACAAGGAGCUGCGGCUCUGAAGGGAGGGCCGUGGCAAGCCCUUUCCCUCUCCAGCGCGGAUCUCUCUUUCGUUGCCGUCUUGCCACAUUCACCUUUCUCUCUCCGGGCUCGAGCGGUGGAAGACGCCCGCCCCCCUCCGUCGGUUGUAGCGAAACCAGUGCCGAAAGGAGACGCACCUCUUUUUACGCUUCCCCUUCCGGAGUCCCCGUCGUACAUGUAGGCCGAUAGGUGGUGCAACCUGCGGGCUCGAGCGGCAUGGCAACGCUUUGCUCUCUGCUGCAAGGCCCCUUGUUGGGGAGUUGGUGCGGUGUGGUCACUGACUGCUUAAGAAACGUGGGGCGUGGGCUCCUACCCUGGCCGACAGGAAUGCAGCAAAAUGCGAGGUGAGAAGUAGGGACACAACCACUCUCCGCGUUUCUUAAGCCGUCGGCAGCCAUAGUUGCAGCCGCAUCCUGUGCAAUACGUACAGUAGGAACUGAGGGGGUGGGGAUUAGAGGCGUAGGCAGGAAGGAACGACUUUUGGAAAAAGAAACAUGGUUACCGCACGAGUGUACGCCGCUCCAACUUGAGAGCACUUUGGCUUGUCGGGCGAUGGCUCGCGACUUUUAGAAUGCUUUGCCUGCACCGCAUAAACCAUAUGUUUGGGGUCUCAAUGUUUUGUUGUCGUUUUGUGUUUUUUUUUUACUUUUCUGCGAGGCUGUUAGUUGCACGCUGUUUCUCCCGUGCACUUUUGUUGGGCCGUGUCAAAAAGCAAGAAAGGAGCCGUGCAGUAUUAGCACACCGAGGAUGGAAUCUUGCCAAAAAAAAGAAGGUGGAAACCAGACAAUCUGAAGAUGGCUGUGCAUAGCGUCCAGUUGUAGUGCCUGUUUUGGAAUGGCAAACACUUUGGUUACGCUUGCUAAAAAGUCCAGUGUUGUUGGUUUUCUUUGCCUUUAUGCAGGCAAUUAUUACUUGCAAGUUCCAGUCACACUGCACAAUAAUUAAGAACACCAUGCAAGGCGUUUGUUGUAUUCUCUGCUUUGUGCCAUGUUCUCCGAGGAACGGCAGUAGAAUAUAAUAUAAGAUAUGACUAUGUGAAGGCUUCGCCAACGGCGUCACGAUAAACUGCAUAGCGGGUUUCCAUCUCUUGGGCAUGAUGUGCAGACUGUCACAUUGGCACUGCUAGUGGCAACGCAAUUUGAGAUUAUAAAACCUUUUCUUUAUUGCAAGGA
Messenger RNA from Ixodes scapularis (black-legged tick), 2635 nucleotides. RefSeq names its product 3-hydroxyisobutyryl-CoA hydrolase, mitochondrial. Gene Ontology annotation, biological process: L-valine catabolic process. Gene Ontology annotation, molecular function: 3-hydroxyisobutyryl-CoA hydrolase activity. The transcript is spliced from 11 exons. NCBI's taxonomy places the organism in Eukaryota, Metazoa, Arthropoda, Arachnida, Ixodida, Ixodidae. Gene Ontology annotation, cellular component: mitochondrion. Bases 272 to 1444 code for a protein of 390 amino acids. The record is from RefSeq and is a predicted model, not a curated record.